AAAAAAAAAAAGGUAUAGUAUAUCAGGAAAGAUAAUCAACAUUCAGAAAUCUAAAUGCCACUUACUCAUGUAAAUACUGCUAAUUUUUCUAGUGAAAGUUACAGUUUUUGAGGGACAUUAAUGCCUCAGGCUACUUCAUCUUCAAUGGAUUGCUCCUCCCUCAUUCCCCGCUUCCCAGAUUGUUUUCAUCAAUUGUUAUUUCCUUAACAUUUGCAAACCAGAUUUCUGGAUUGUAGUACAUCCUAAUGUUAUAUAUAGAAACCAGUGCUUCAGUUUUUAAGGUUCUGUAAAGUUUUGUGUAUUAAUAUUACUCUUCUCUAAACCUUUCUGACUAUCCAGAUCUAGAAAGUUCUCUCCAGACUGUUGCCGGGUGUGUAUUCAGUUAAUACUCUCACCAAGGCAGUGUACAUUGCAGUCAUUCUUCCUGCUCAGCCUAACAUUUUUCCUCCUUCUGGCUAGGAGUAUUAGCAGUAAUAACCCUCCAUGUCUCUGGCCUAGUAAUUUAGGUGCUCAUCCUCACUCAUAACCUUUCUUUAUUAAAAUGAGUUUUGUUACCUAAAAUACUCUGCGAUAUAACUCAAAUCUUAGGAGAUAAAAUGGGUUGGAUUGGUUUGGGUUUAGGCAAGUUUGAUUUACACCUUGAAGUGUGUCUAAGUAAUGGUGAAACAAAUGGGACACAUAUCAACCACGUGCAGUAUGUAAAGAGGAAAAUCAGCUAAGGGUAAAUAGUGUUAAUUUGAAGUGAUUAUUUGUGAAUAAUAAUUCUUUAGUCCAGUAUAUUUUCUAGUAUCUGUCAAAUUUGUAAUAUAUCUGCAAGCAUCCUUAUUUUUUAAGUGUUCGUGAUAAGAAUGAUGGUGUACUCAAGGUGUACUAAAACACCGAAAAUAGCUCUAAGUGCCACACUCUUAACUUCUAAAGUAACUGCGAUGGGUUGCUAUGAAAUUAGCAAAACAUUGUUAGAUCUGAGGCAGCAAUGACAUCAUAAUUAGACUAGUAGACUAGUGAAGUUCUAGAUGAGAAUUCCUGUCACUACUGGCAGUGAUGGCUUCAGGCAAAGACACUUGUCCUAUCUUACCUAAACUCACCAACAACUGUUCUAAUGAGAAUUCAUCUAAGCCUGCUAAUAAGUGUGGUGAGAUUCAUUUGCCACGGUUUUCAUUAAAGCAUGGGAUGAUCCCAAGACGUUAUGUAAUGCCUUGGAAACAGAACAUGAAAUUCAGGAUUGUGAAUCUGAAGCAUGCAGAAGCAUGUGGGAUCCAUGCUGGCCCUUUGGAAGACUCUCUGUUUUUGAAUCACAGUGAAAGGCUUUGCCAUGGGGAAGAUCGUAAAGUUGUCUUGAAGAAAAUCCCACCAGAAAUAAAAAUUGCAGAUAUGCCUCUGCAUUCACCUCUCUCCAAGUACCAAAGCACUGUGAUUUCCCAUGGCUUCAGGAGGCGACUGAUCUGAUGAAAGAAGAAUAAAAUGAUAAAGUAUUUCAGUCUCUCCCUCCCUCUCUCUCUCUCCCAUAAUGUUUAAGUCCUUGUACAUUUGUAUUUUGCCUAUAGGUUCAAUUUGUUCGAAGGCUAUAAGUCAACU
Messenger RNA from Orcinus orca (killer whale), 1575 nucleotides. RefSeq names its product testis expressed 43 (gene SPMIP10). Gene Ontology annotation, biological process: flagellated sperm motility. The coding region runs from base 1042 to 1446 and encodes 134 amino acids. The record is from RefSeq and is a predicted model, not a curated record. NCBI's taxonomy places the organism in Eukaryota, Metazoa, Chordata, Mammalia, Artiodactyla, Delphinidae. The transcript is spliced from 3 exons.